GGAGAGACAGAGAGAGGAAGAGACAGUGACUGAGACGAAAGGGGAUGCUUCACUCUGACCGACCCUGAAAUUAAAGUGUUAUUAUUUUACUUAUUUUAAUUUUUUUUUUUAUUAAAGUUCAACUGUGAAAAAUAAAGAAAGAAGAUAUUUUAAGGAGUGCAGCGCGAUCGUGUAGAACGAGCGCGAGAGAGAGAGGAGAGUCGCGCUCCCUCCUCCUCUCUGUCAGUCAGUCCUGUGAAAUCACAGUGAGAUCCCGCUGCUGUGAGACUUCCUCGUCAGGACACAGGCUGUCAGGAGAGCAGAACACCGCGGGACAGACGGGACAGUAUUCAAACGGGCUCGCUGGCAUGGCUGUGCUGAUUUCUGCCGGAGGAUGAGAGAACCUGAGAGGAUCGAAAGUCCGUCGGUAGGCCUAGUCAAUGGGAGCUGUGGGGGAGGGGCUCAGACUCAGGAGGGUGCCCCCCCCAUCUCUCUGCUGGACAGACUGAGACUGACACAGGAGGCCUGGGCCCCUGAGAGUGAGGAGGAGACAAGACGGGCCCGAGAAGAACUAAGGAGACAGGCUCCUGGGGGGUUUCUGGUGCUGAGAGACUCCUGUGGUUCUGGGCCUGGUUCUGGUUCUGUUCUGUGUGUCUCUGUCAGUGAAGGAACCGACAGUCCAGGAGUUAGAGAAUUCCCCAUCCUGCAUCAUAAUACCUCAGUCUUUCACCUGCAGGACUCACAGCUUGGAUUCACAGACCUGCCCCAGCUACUGGGAUUCUACACUGUGAGCAGAGACAUCUUGCCGUGCCGUUUAAUCCUCCCUCCCAGUCUCCUCCAAUUCUCCACAGACCAGUUAAGGAGGGCAUCCAAACUGGGAACCAAAUUCUGGCUGCAUAAUCACCUCCCCUCCCCCUCCCCCUCCCACUCCCAUCAUGUGACCUCCGCUAGCGGCGCGCUGUGCUUCAUUAACCCUCUGUUCCUGAGGGAGCACGGAGACGCCUGGCUGACACGCCCCCCUGCCCCCCCGCCGGCCAAGUGCGGCCGAGACAGGCGUGUCACCAACGCCCGGACCUGGGGAGGAAGGGAGCUCAGAGCCAGGAAGCAGAGCUCAGUGGACAGAGAGAGCAGUGGGGAGGCCACCCCCAGAGCCUCCUCUUUUGAAGACCCUGUCUCCCCCUCCCCCUCCGUCACCCUCAGAUGCAAAUCCUCGCCUUGCACAGCGUGGAGCUGGAACGAGGGAGCGAGACAGUCCUUGGAAGGAGAAGAAGGAGGGGGAGGGGGAGGGGGAGGGGGCGGGAGUAGCCCCACCCCCCAGUCUCCUCACAGGGCCUCCUGGGUCGAGGCCUCCCUCUCCCCCUUCUCUCUGCUGCCCCCUGCCUGUGAGCUUGACUCACUGUCUCUCAGCAGCAUGGAGGAAGAGGACACGGGGGAGGGGGACACACGCACACACACCCUCCCCCGCACGCACACACCCUCGCCCUCCGCCACAAAGAGACACUCGCUGGCACUCACCGACAAGGUACUGCACCGCAUCUCUGCCGUGGGCAACGCCCUGGGGGGGCUCCUCAGUGCGGAGCGGCGGGUGUGGAGCCGGGUGGCUGAGCUCUCUCAGAAGGGGGGCUCUGAGUUCGGGGGCCGGCUGCGCGCGUUCCUGAAGCGCCCCCCAUCACCCACCCGCCACGGCACCAGCACGGAGCUGCUGAGUGCGGUCCGGCAGACCCUCUCCGAUCUGAAGAGCUGCCUGAGACAUGGGUCCGAACUGCAGACCCUGCUGGACAGCCUGGCCAACGAGACAGGAGAGGAGCACCUCGACUCGGUGCUGGAGUCCUGUCUCCACAAAAUGGUUCUGAAGCCGCUGCGCUCCCAGCUCUACUCCCACCUCCACCAGUUUCGGACUCGCGACGGAACGCUGGCCGCCCUGCUGGACAACCAGCUGACCAUGAGGGGGCAGGGCCCGGCCGAGCUGGGCGUGGCCACGGCAGCCCUGCCGGAUUCCGUCGCCAUGGAGAAGCUCCGCCUCCUGUUCCAGGCCAUGCACGAUACCUACUCCCCAGGGAAGCAAGUGAAGCUGCUGCUGAGAGCGUGCAAGUGCAUCUACCAGAGCAUGAGCAGAGCAGACGAGGACAAGCCUCUCGGCGCAGAUGAUUUCCUGCCAGUCCUCACAUACACUCUGCUGCACAGCGACAUCUCGAACCUGCAGCUCGACGUGGAAUACAUGAUGGAGCUGCUGGAGCCCAGCCAGCUACAGGGGGAGGGGGGGUACUAUCUCACCACGCUGUUCGGAGCUCUCUUCCACAUCAGGAGCUACCAGCCCCGCAUGGUGACCCGCCAAAUCAGUGUUGAGGCGCAGAAAUCCAUCAGCCAGUGGCAGCGCCGGAGAACCAUCAACAACAGCCAGGGGUGGAGGAGAGUGACACAGGAUUACCUGCGUGUCUCCCUACACUCUCCCGGUAAUUGCAUGCGCUCGGUGCCCCUGCGCCCCCAGGGGACGGUGGGGGACAUGGCAAGGGCCUGUGCUGAGCGCUACGGGCUGGGGGAGUCCCAGGGGUACAGCCUGUACCUGUACAAGGGGGAGCAGCGCCUCCCACUGGACAGCAGAGACAACCUGCGCAGAAUCCAGAACGAGCUGAGGCAGGAGAGGGCAAGGGGGCAUUUUGUGUACUGUCAGGGAGGAGGGGGAGGGGAGGGGGGCAUUGGCGGGGGACCUCCCCACGGGAGAGGGGGAGGGGGGGGAGGAGGGAGACGGGACACCUGGAGGGGGAGAGGAAAAGGGGAGAGGGGAGACAGGGGGAGCUGGAGGAGCGGGAGGGGACACAGGGGGAGGGGAGACAGGGCGAGCCACAGGAAGACAGCGAGGACUACCAGAAGGAGGAGGAUCUUACCGCUUUGUAAACAAAGUAUAUAA
Polyodon spathula (Mississippi paddlefish) is the source of this 2887-nucleotide messenger RNA. It is a transcript of the gene rinl, whose product is annotated as Ras and Rab interactor-like. The transcript is spliced from 14 exons. The coding region runs from base 374 to 2887 and encodes 837 amino acids. Gene Ontology annotation, cellular component: cytosol; endocytic vesicle. Lineage: Eukaryota; Metazoa; Chordata; Actinopteri; Acipenseriformes; Polyodontidae. Gene Ontology annotation, molecular function: guanyl-nucleotide exchange factor activity; small GTPase binding. The record is from RefSeq and is a predicted model, not a curated record. Gene Ontology annotation, biological process: signal transduction; vesicle-mediated transport.